CCCCAUUUGCCAUCCUUUCCAACUGAGAAGUAAUUCCACUUUUGUCAUUUGAUACCUAUUUGCCUAAUCCUCAAAUCACAUACACAUGUAUAUAUAUGUGAUAAGUGAUGUUAUAUGUUUUUCUUUUGUGUUUCUACUCCUAUAGUUCUUUCUCUCAAUGUGGAUAGCAUUCUUUUAUAUAAGUCUUUCAAGUGUGCCCUGGCUUGUUGCAUUGCUACUAGAAACAAAGUCCAUUACAUUGGGUUUAUACGCAAUGCUUUUCUCUGUGUGUACAAUUUUCUCCUGGUUCUGCUUAUUUCACUCUGCAUCAGUUCAUUGAGGUUCUCCCAGUUCAUAUGGAAAGCCUUGUAAAGGCUUGUAAAGGGGAAAUAGGUUUGUUUGUUUUUUAAAUAAAAGGUUGGUCUGGAUUAUUCAAGAGUAGAGUCACCAGGAAUUUAGCUAAUUCCAAAGAGAUUUAUUUACAAUGUAUUUACAAAAUAUAGAAAGAAUGAAGUAAGAAAUCAGAGAGAGGAUAGGGUAAGAUAUCUGGCCUAAGCACUAAGUAUUUUGCUCUGACCUCUGGCUCAACCCAGGCAGGGGGGGUUUAGUCCUUAGCUGAAAAGGCUUCAUCUUUGAGCCAAGGAUCUGGGGAUGCAGGGAGACUCUCUUAAGUGGUUAGUCCCUUCAGAAAAUCCAGGAAAGGAGUCAGUUCUUUUCAUUCACCAGGUGUCAGUCCAAAGGGAAAGGUUUAAGAACAGUCUUAUCACACAGACCUCUAUUGUCACAGACCUCUCCCCCAUAAUGAUUAAGUGAGAUGUUUAUCCUUUUGGGGAUUAAAUCUAAAAAUGGGCAGGGGAUAUAAUUUAAUCUUCACAAUCAGGGGAGAGUUAAUUAAUUUCACUUUCACUAUCAGGGGAGAGUUAAAUUUAAUCUUUACAGCCUCCAGAUCAUCAAUCAUUAAGGCACAAUAGUAUUCUAUCACCAUUAUGUAUAUGUUAAGGCAUUCCCCAAUUGAGAGACACCCCCUCAUUUUCCAAUUUUUUGCCACCACAAAUAGAACAGCUAUGAAUAUAUUUGUACAAGUGUUUUUCCUCAUCUCUUUGGGGUAUAAUCCCAGUAGUGGUAUGGCUGGAUCAAGGCAUGCAUUCUUUUAAAGCCCUUUGGGCAUAAUUCCAAAUUGUCUUCCAGAAUGGCUGAAUUAAUUCACAACUCCAUCAGCAUUGCAUUAGUGUCUCAAUUUUCAACAAAAUUUUAUAAUCCCUAUGGAGGGGGGAGGACAUGGAUUUUUCAUGAAAUAGGGUACUUUCACACAUUUUGAAUAAAAAUACUUGAGUCACAAAGAAAUUUCGAGGUGCAAUCAGGAGUCAAGAAACAAAAAGUUAAACAUAAGUGAACAGUGAUGGAUUAAACAAGGAUGACAAACUAUAUUCUAAUAAAAGGAGAUGAUAAGAACUGUAUCCUACUGGGGUCAAGACAGAGAAUAUAAUUAGAAGGUCUGGCAUUGGUUCUAUUAUGUUUUGACAAUUUUAAAAGAAAUCUCAAAAGGAUAGGGAAAAUGAAUACAGUACAUAAAAGCAUGGGAAAGGAAGGCUAGGGGAAAUUAUCCCAAUAAUUGUGGUAUAAAAAGCUUAUACAAACACAAUUUACUAAAUUGGUCAAAUGAGAUAUACGUGUGUGUAUACACACAGAUACGGAAAUAUAUUUCACUCAACAGUCAAACAGAAAAGAGCUUAUGGGGGAAAGUAGAUUAUGUGGGAGAUUAAUUCUAAGCAAAAUAAAUUCUUAAGACUGCACAAAAUAUUUUUAAUGUUUUGUGAUGGCAAAGAAUUGGAGAGUGAAGGGCUACUCAUCCAUUAAAGGAUGGUUGAACAGCUUGUGAUAUGUGAUGGGAUACUGUUGUGCUGUAAGAAAUAAUGGAGACUUUUUCAGAGAAUCCUGGGAAGACUUGUAUGAACUGAUGCAGAGUGAAGUGGACAGAGCCAGGAGCACAAUUAGUACAGUGAUAAUACUAUAACAAAGACAAGUAACUUUGAAAGAUUUAGAAACUGAUCCCCAGAAUGAUCAACCAUGAUUCUAGAAAAUUUCCAAUGGAACAUGCUAUCUACUAGAGAUGGAGAGGUGGAGAUCUCACAAUGUAGAAUGGCACUCUGGGGGAAGAUGGGUUAACAUGGACAUUUAUUUUGCUUGACCAUAUAAAUUUGUAAUGGGGAUUUUAUUUCUCAAUUGGGAGUAUCUGGGAGGGAGAAGUGGAUUUUUGGUAAUAUGACACACAUGACUUAGAUGUCGAUCUAGGAAAAGAGAUUGGAGUGGUCAGAGGUAGAAAAACCAGGAAAGCACUGUAAGAAAACCUAGAGAAAACAGAUCAACAAGAUAAUGCUUAUCAGAGGCUGCAAAAUGGUCAAGGAGGAAUUUGAAAAAAAGGUCACUAGAGUUGGGUCAAAGAUAUAACUAUUAGGGCAAAGUGGCACAGUUAAUAGAGUGCUGGGCCCAGAGUCAGGAAGACAUCUUCCAGAGCUUAAAUCUGGCUUCAGACACUUAAUAGCAACGUGACCCUGGACAAGUCACUUAACUCCAUUUGUCUCCAUUUCCUCAAAUUUAAAUGAGUUGGAGAAGGAAAUGAUGAACCACUCUUUGCCAAGAAAACCCCAGAUGGGAUCACAAAGGGUCAGACAAUACUGAAAAACAACAAAAUGACUUUGUGUAGCUGGGAGGAGUAGGUCAUAUGCAAUAGCUAAGUUGAGGAAUUGGGAGGUUAGGGUAUUUAGAGGAAUGCCAAGAUGAAGACAUUCUGGGCACUGAACUCCUUUAGGAAGGGAAGAGAGCGGCUUUACAGUCAGCCUGAUUUUGGUUGAUAAAUUCAUAUUAUAUGACCAGAUUGGCAACCUUGCUGUUCCUCAUACACAGCAUUCAUUUCCUAUUUUCCUGCCUUUGUGGUAGAAUGCUUGUUUUGAAAAUAUAUUGGAGAAUAGUUUAGCAUAGUGCAAAUUCACCUUUGCUCAUGUGUGGUCUUAUUACUGUGCCGAAAGAAGAAAACUGCACCGUGGUGGGGAAGGGCUUUCAUGGGGGUGGAAGUGAGUUUAAUGGAGGGGGAGGGUUGGAGGAGAAAAGCAGAGAUAUCUGGCUCCAAGUAGGGGAAAAGUGCUCCUAAGGUCAUCUUCCUAGACCCAGGAUUAGGUGAGAGCUACUGGUAGAUGGGGUUCAUCUAACUUAUCUUGGGUGUGAUUGAGAACUGGGAUAUUCAGAGACAGGCAGAUGCCCCUCCACCCCAUACAAUCCCCCCCUCCCCACCCAAGAACAGACUCCGGAAUGAUUCCCUGCUUGCCUCCCAACAUGCCUAGGGAGAAGUCAGCCUGAGAGCAGUCCCUUUAGGGAAGUAGGCCAUUGGGGUGAAAUUAGGGCUUCAGUGGCUGUCCACUUCCAACUAAAGGUCUUUAUCAAGGUAAAGGGCCAUAUUUAUUGUAUAUCUUCAAGGCCCCAUGGGAGUGGAGAGAGUCUGCUUCACUCUCCUUCCCUGCUUGCUGUGGGAACCAGGAUGCAGGUUCAGCCACAGUCAAAGGCUCUCUUCACUGUUUAUUGAAGUACUUUUGUAUUAAUAAUUUUAGAUCUAUCUGCUACCAUUUUUAUUAGGUUUGUACCUCUUUUGUUGGUCACUGACUUUUGAGUACCCCAAACCCAUUUUCCUCCUAAAACAUGGGGGUUCAUUUAAUAUUUCACAGCCUCCGGAUUUUUAGGAAUGAGUACUGCCUGGACUCUCCGUCCGGACCACCUAGUAGAAUCCCUUCAUUUUCUCAAGGCUUGGCUAAAUCUCCCAAUCCUACACGAAGCCUUUCUUGAUCCUCUUCCAGUUUAGUGCUGGACCCAUGUAAAAGUACUUUCUGUUCCUUUCGUAUCUGUGGCAUGUUCCUAUUGUCUCCCUCCUUCCUUGUCUUUUUUCAGGGCAAGGACUGUUUCCUUUUUUUUUGUAUCUCAAACUGGUACAAAAUGGUGCUCAAGUGUUGAGUGAUGGAUUUUGUAGAGAUUUGAACUGUCCAAAAGAAAAAAACGUUCUGCUGAACGUCCGUUCGUCCGGCAGGCUGUAGAUGGAGUUUUCCUUUGGAUCCGGCUUGUGCUGAGAUUCUGGGAACAUGGACUUGGAGCUGGAGGAGGGUCAGAAGCAGCGUCCUCUAUCUCACAGGCUCUGCCGCUUUCCACCUCUUUGACUUACCCGGAUUUCCGUUUGCACAUUUGUGACGGGAGACAAGGCUGCAUCUCCAACCAGGCAGAGGGGAAAGCUCGGAAUCCAUCUUUGCACCUGACAGCUCCGGCCUUAACAAGGGAUGAAACUUGUCGGCAGACAGAGCAACCUGGCGCGGCUCUGAUGGGCUUUCACCACAUCUCGUCCGGACCCGCAGCUGGUGUUUCCGUGCAUUAUCUCCCGGGGAGAACGUUACCCCCAAAGGACUCCUUUCGGUUAGGCCAGUUCUGCCCGAUGUAGGGGAGCGAUUUCAGAGGCUAUUUUUCUUAUCAUUUUGAAGUCUUCACUUUCCAUUCAGUCCUCUAUAUUGGCCAAAGGCAAAACCUAGAUGGAAAAACUAAGUAGACCAGGGGCGGCGCCCUUCCCAAUCCAGGUGCUCCCGCCUCUCUGGUCUGACUGAGCCGCCACAGCCGAGGCACAGCCUCCUCGGACGCGUCUCCGCUCUGUUGUCCCCAAGGAAGCCUCACCUUGCUUCUCCUUUCCCGCCAUUCGUGGGGAAGGGAGGGCAGAGGGGGAAUCGGGAAAAAGUCCCGUUUGGCGGUGAGGUCGGCCCGCCCGGCCUGGGGACGACAGAGCGCCAGUUUUCUGAUCGGGAGACCAGAGUUGACUCCCUACGUCACCAAGCUCGCCCGCCACUCAAAGCCAGGCUCGCUUCCUGUGGACCGCCUUCAUUGGCACCGCGAACCUUCACCAAGAACUCUGCCUUCGAUCUUUAACAUACCGCUAAACGACGCCAAGAAGCCCCUUUGGGACGUAAAACGUCUACGGACUAGGGAUGCGCCGCUCCUCUUCCUCUCCUCCGCCGCUUCUGGGAAGUGGGCAGGGCGAGGGCCGCCUCGGGCCCCGCCCCUCCGCUCCCGCCAUUCGCCGGGCCAGUGGGGCGGGCCACCGGCGGGAGCGCGGGAAUCGGCUGCGGCGGCGGCAGUGAAGUUUCCCGGUCACCGGUUUUCUCCUCGGGACCUUUCGGUGCCUUCCCAGCUUCCCUCAAGGCAAGGCUGCGAUCCGGGAGCGGAGAACCGAGGAACCUGCGACCAGGACUUGCGCUUCUAAAGGACAAUGAAGGUGAUUACUUGCGAGAUAGCCUGGCACAACAAAGAGCCAGUGUACAGCCUGGACUUCCAGCACGGGCCUGACGGCAAGAUUCACAGAUUGGCCUCUUCGGGAGUCGACACGGCUGUGCGGAUCUGGAAAGUAGAAAAAGGACCAGAUGGGAAAGCCAUCGUAGAAUUUUUGUCCAAUCUUGCUCGCCAUACCAAAGCAGUAAAUGUGGUUCGGUUUUCCCCUAAUGGAGAAAUCUUGGCAUCUGGGGGAGAUGAUGCUGCCAUUUUGUUGUGGAAAGUUAAUGAUAACAAGGAGCCAGAACAAAUUGCAUUUCAGGAUGAGGAUGAGGCACAACUAAAUAAGGAGAACUGGGCCGUCAUUAAGACAUUAAGAGGGCACUUAGAGGAUGUCUAUGAUAUUUGCUGGAUGACUGAUGGAAAUUUAAUGGCUUCUGCUUCGGUCGAUAACACAGCUAUCAUAUGGGAUGUUGCUAAAGGUCAAAAAGUUUCCAUAUUUAAUGAGCACAAGAGUUAUGUACAAGGAGUUACCUGGGAUCCUUUGGGCCAAUAUAUUGCUACUCUGAGCUGUGACAGGGUGCUGCGGGUCUACAGCACGCAGAAGAAGCGCGUUGCCUUCAACGUCACAAAGAUGCUCUCCGGAGUAGGCGCCGAAGGCGAGGCAAGAAGCUACCGCAUGUUCCAUGACGACAGCAUGAAAUCGUUCUUUCGUAGACUUAGUUUUACUCCUGAUGGGUCUUUGCUCCUCACACCAGCGGGUUGUGUUGAGUCUGGUGAAAAUGUAACAAAUACAACUUACGUUUUCUCUAGAAAGAAUCUUAAAAGGCCCAUCGCCCAUCUCCCCUGUCCUGGAAAAGCAACCCUUGCUGUCCGCUGCUGUCCAGUCUACUUUGAAUUGAGGCCAGUAGGUAAUACAGAUACAGCCGCGCAGGACUUGGGCUCGGAAAUCAUCCGCCUGCCCUACCGCUUGGUGUUCGCCGUGGCUUCGGAGGACUCGGUGCUCUUCUACGACACUCAGCAGGCCUUCCCCUUCGGUUACGUGUCCAACAUACACUAUCACACGCUGAGCGACAUCUCCUGGUCCAGUGACGGGGCCUUCCUGGCCAUCUCUUCCACCGAUGGCUACUGCUCCUUCGUGACCUUUGAGAAGGAUGAACUCGGAGUGCCGCUGAAGGAGAAGCCCAGCUUCAGUGUGAGAACUCCUGGCACGGCAGAGAAGAAAGUCAAGAACCCGACGGCCCGCGUGACGUCUCCGAGCCCCCGGCCGCUGGACGGAACCCCUACCAGCAGACCCCCAGACCCCAGCCCUUCUGUGACGCCCCUCCAGGCCAGGCAGUCUCCGGCCCAAGCCAUGAACAGAGACUCUCCCAUGAGUCCUCUUGGGGUCAGGGGCUCCCCGAGUCUGUCGUCAGAAGAGAGGAAAACUCCACAGGCUUGCAGUCAGAACCCAAAGCUGAGCCAGCCCCGCAGAAUCACUCUGAACACCUUGCAAGCCUGGAGUAAGACCCCUCCCCGGAGAAUAAACUUAACAGCCUUAAAGACAGAUGCUCAGACAAACAAUGCACAAGGCAGCACAGUUUCUGUCCCAUCUGCGGAAGUAUGUCAGCCAGAGACACCUGAAGACACUCUUUGUAAUUCUCCAGAAACGAAACGCCUCCGGUUCAGUGAAAUAGCUGCCUCACCAUCUUCAGAAAAUGAAAAGAGCCAUGGCUUGAGCAGCUGAAAAUCUGGAAGGCCGAAUUCCUGAUGAACUUUCGUGAUCUAGCCACAGGAUGACCAACGUAGGAAAAGCCUUUGGUUCCUAAAGGAAUCUUAUCUUAUGGAGUACGGGACUCAUUCAGCCUUCAGCCGAGAUGCCACAAGCACUUGAAGUGUGAUUCUGGUAGUAGAAGGUACUGGCUUGCACUGCCUUUUCGGCAAAUGCCUAUUCUUUCUAUUUAUCAUAUGUUUUUAACUCAAGAGAAUACAAGUAUUUAACCUUAAAUAUUGACAUUGUACUCCUAAAGAUGGAACUCUAACCUCUUUAGCCAUUUGGAAAGCUUUCAGUUGUUGUGGUCCAUGGACCUUGCCCCGUAUUCUAAAACAUUUUCUUAAGGAUGAGACUUUUCUUCUAUGAUUGAAUCUAGAAAAAAAGGAGAAAAGGUAAUCUCUUCUAGGUUUGAUCUUCGGAAUUUUAGAAUGGUUGAAGUGAUUGGCAAUUUAAAUGAUAGUUUUUCACUUAGCCCAAACGUUUUUUUUUUCAUAAUUGCUUUAUUUGCAUUUCAAAAAUAACUUUAAAUAGCCUGUCAUGUAUCUUAGAUUUGCUUACCUCUGUCCUUAUGGGAACAAAAUUAAAUUUUUUUCAAAACUAA
This is a messenger RNA of Monodelphis domestica (gray short-tailed opossum), 7622 nucleotides long. It is a transcript of the gene CHAF1B, whose product is annotated as chromatin assembly factor 1 subunit B. Gene Ontology annotation, cellular component: nucleus; CAF-1 complex. The record is from RefSeq and is a predicted model, not a curated record. Gene Ontology annotation, biological process: DNA replication-dependent chromatin assembly; nucleosome assembly. Lineage: Eukaryota; Metazoa; Chordata; Mammalia; Didelphimorphia; Didelphidae. Gene Ontology annotation, molecular function: protein binding.